AUGUCCCCCCACCCGACUCCAGGCCGGCCCCCGAGGGCAGGGGACCUUCCCGGCCCCGCUCCCUCCCGGCCCCCGAGCGCCCUGACCCCUCCUCGCGCGCCGGCGCGCACGUCGCCUGCCCCGACUGCCAGGUCUUCCAGACGUCCGAGCCCUCCCGGGACAGCCGGGAACCCCAGCCCCGCAGGACUCCAGCGACAGGGCCCGGCCGCUGCAGGGGGCGGCCCCGGGGCCUCGAGGGAGCCCGGGGUCCCCGCCGCACCCACUCCGCGUCCCCCAGCCCCAGCCCUCCCCGCCGCGCCCUCAGCCCCGCUGCCCCCGCAGGCUGGCGCCGCCACCCCCGGGCCGCCCGCGGCGCCACUGCGAGUCCCGCCCCGCGGCCUGUGCGUGCGCAGCGCCCCCCGCGGCCGUGACGAGCGCAGGCGACGGCGCGCCCGGCCCGGCCCGGCCCCCUCCCCAGCCCGCGCGGCCGCCCCCGGGGCCGCCGGCGGUGUCCGCGCCUCCGCGCCGCCCCUGGUUUCCUCCGGGAGGCGGCGGCGGCGGCGGCGGCGAAGCCUCGUGCGCGCGGUUAUUUAUUUAUUUCCGGGCCCAGAGCGCUUAUAA
Messenger RNA from Cynocephalus volans (Philippine flying lemur), 600 nucleotides. Its product is annotated as basic proline-rich protein-like. The record is from RefSeq and is a predicted model, not a curated record. Lineage: Eukaryota; Metazoa; Chordata; Mammalia; Dermoptera; Cynocephalidae. The transcript has a single exon. Bases 1 to 600 code for a protein of 199 amino acids.